AUGGGUAAGAACAAGAACAAGAACAAGAACAAGACAAAGAAUGGUGAGCAGCAAGGAGAGGGCAGCAAGAAUGCCGCAGCCUCCCAAAAAGGCACCCCAACCACUACCGAAGAUGUCCAAGCAGCUCCUGACAUGGACUGCCCACCAUAUUCUCUCUCACCACCUCCAAAUAUCCCCUUGGCAGUUCAAUAUCACAGAAACAUGGUUUACCACCUCCUACAAGCAAACAUCACCCUUGAAGAUAAAGAAAGAAGCGUCUCUGAUGCUUUUGUCACGACACGAAAUGCCUCUGAGCGAGCGGCCGUGGAAAGAAUCGCCACCUUCUUCGGUAUAUCUCCUGGCGUUAAAAAAAGUACCGUAUCCGAUGGCUCCGAGCAAGACCUCAAUGAGAACAUCAGAGCCUUCAUUCGAAAGGGCGUGCAAUCUGGGCGUAUUACAGAACAAGAUAUCAAAAGUUUCGUUACUGAGCAAAUAGUACCCUUUGAAGGUCCAACAAGCUACGCUGCUUUUUCUCAGAUUCAAACAUACCUUGCCCAGUGCGGCGUACCUUUUGUUCAUCACCAAACAUCUGUUUCUGGGUGUAGCGUAAGAAGCUACAUGGCACAGAAGGUCCCUAGCGAGAUCAUCGAGGAUUCUCAAACCGGGGGCAUGGUCGACAACCCCGUUCACAAGAGCGACAAAUCUGUUGAGGAGGAAGUUGAAGUUGCAGAGUCCGAUCAGCCAGAGCAUUCCAAUCCCGAAGACACAAACUCCAUCAAUGCCAAUUGCAGCGGAUAUCAGGCUCAGGAAAAGGUUGACGAUAGAUCGCCUGUAAGCGACGUGGCUUCUAAGGAGAAGGUUGAUGAGGGUGAUGGCCAUGGUUCUCAAACCAUAGAAGCCCCCCAGUUAGACGGCCUCGAUGCUCAAGAUAAAGAGCCUGCCGUAGUUGGAGAGGAUGAAUCCUGCGGUAACGAGCCCAGGUCGGAUACUAUCGGCGAGUCGGACUAUGAUGCGUACGAACGCAAAACCCUCGAAUCGUGUGAGGCGGCAGUGGAGCAAUCCAACUUUCAUAAGCAACGCGCUCAAGAGCAGCUUGAACAUGCGACGUCGAAGAUUAGCCAAUGCGACGAGAUGGCUCAACAUGCAGCAGCUCUUAGACGCCUGGUAAAGCAAAGGAGGGAGAUGGAGAACCAAAUGGAUUAUCACGAACGGGAAAUCGAGGAUCUUAAGGUCUCAAUUCAAGAGGUCUAGCAGACGCC
Molecule: messenger RNA, 1238 nt
Organism: Fusarium odoratissimum NRRL 54006
Lineage: Eukaryota; Fungi; Ascomycota; Sordariomycetes; Hypocreales; Nectriaceae
Exons: 2
Coding region: 1-1230 (409 amino acids)
Source: RefSeq, a predicted model, not a curated record